This is a messenger RNA of Scomber scombrus (Atlantic mackerel), 1335 nucleotides long. RefSeq names its product golgin, rab6-interacting (gene gorab). Gene Ontology annotation, biological process: non-motile cilium assembly. The transcript is spliced from 5 exons. The record is from RefSeq and is a predicted model, not a curated record. Bases 124 to 1218 code for a protein of 364 amino acids. NCBI's taxonomy places the organism in Eukaryota, Metazoa, Chordata, Actinopteri, Scombriformes, Scombridae.
GUCCUUCUGUCUGUGUUUCCUGCUUUAAAUCAUGAUUCAUUAAUGAAGUUAGUGAUUUAAACAGACUCUUUAUGUUUCAUUUAAGCUGUGUAGUUCCGGGAAGGUUGAAACUGAAGCGGUAAAAUGAGCGGAUGGGCUGGUUUCUCUGAGCAAGACCUGCGGAGGAUGCAACAGAAAGAUGCAGCUGCAGCACGCGGCCGCAAACCGGCUCCAUCCUCCCGUAGCCGGCAGCAGAUACAGCGAGAGAAAGCUCUGCAGCUGGCCGGGUCUGCAGGUCUGCCGCUGGAGCAGCAGCUCAGCAAACCACCGCCGAGGGAUGAGCCUCCACCUGCAGCUCCAGCAGCAGCUACAGCUCCAGCUCCGGUUCAAGCAGCUCCAGCAGCUCCAGCAGCAGCUCCGUCCGUGAAGGUGGAGCUGCAGCCGAAGAGCAGCGAAGUAAAGCCGGCUGCAGAGGAAGAAAGUCCGGCUGUUAAAGAGCUGGAGAAACAAGAGGUGGAACUGCGGGAAAAGACGCGUCUGGAACAACUUCAACAGGAGCAAAAGAUCAUCGAAGAGAGAAAUAAAAGGAAGAAAGCUCUGCUCACUAAAACUAUCGCUGAAAAGUCCAAACAGACUCAGGCAGAAGCGGUGAAGUUGAAGCGGAUCCAGAAGGAGCUGCAGGCGCUCGAUGACAUGGUGUCCAAUGAUAUCGGCAUCCUGAGAGGGAAGAUCGAGCAGGCCAGCUGGGAGUACAGCACCGCCAGGAAGCGUUACGAGAAGGCGGAGGCGGAGUACGUGAUCUCCAAGCUGGACCUGCACAAGAAGACGGAGGCGAAGGAGCAGCUGACGGAGCAUCUCUGCGCCAUCAUCCAGCAGAAUGAGCUGCGGAAAGCUCACAAGCUGGAGGAGCUGAUGCAGCAGCUGCAGCUUCAGGAGGACGAGAAGGAGGAGAAAGAGGAGGAGUUGAAAGAGGAGGAGGAGGUGAAGAGGAACGGUGUGGAGGCGCAGAGAGGUGGGAAAGAGGAGAAUGGUGUCGUGGUGGUGGAGGAGAAUCAGGAGGGAGGAGUGCAAUCGAGUAAAGACUGUAGAGCUGCAGAGGAGGAGACACAGGGAGGAGGAGGAGCAGGAGGAGGAGCAGGAGGAAGAGGAAGAGGAAGAGGAGAAGGAGAGACGAUUGAAGCUCCAAACACUGAACAAACACUAGAAAACUGUCUCCAGAGUGAAAGCGUCGCCUCCUGAUGCUCCGAAUAGAAACACUGAAUCUGAUGAAUCUAAUAAACUGUCACAAACCUCUGAGCUGAGUCUGAGCUGCAGGUUCGAGAGUUUAAACUUCAAUAACACACAGAAACAAGUCGA